AGUCUAGAUGUUUUCCACCUUCACUUUGUUUGGGGGUGGAAAUGUUGCGUGUGCAUUUGCCUGUGCAAAUAAAUAUGUCAAUAUUUGAUCUCACUUGAUGAAUUUUGACAUGAGAAUUUUCAAUUAUCGUAUUCAGGGAGCAGAGAGGCAACUCUUUGUUUUCAUGUCUAAACCUGCAUAAGUUGGUUACAUGGAGGAGGAUGAGUAAACUUGGCUGAGUUCUUUGACAAUCCUAGUUUUUGGCCAUAUUUUGUUUUCCUUGUGAAAUCUACAUGCGGUUUCUCUUCAUGAUAGUUUGCAUAGAAGAUAACAAAUCAUGAUAUUGCCUGUUUCUGGAGAAGUAUUACCUUGAAAUAGGGAUUUCUGCUUUCAUAAAUCCCACUUUAAGCUCUGUGUAGACUCUUUUUUGUACUCUUUUCUGUACAUGUAAGUGUUCCAGUCCAAUACUUGUUGCCUUUGUACCAGCCUGUAAGAGUGUUGUACUGAGUCUGAACCCCUUAUUUCAGUUAAUUGGUUCAGCUUUAGUCUCUAGAGCAGUCAGGCUGAACUGUUGUAAAAUUUAUUUUUCCUCUGUAAAAUUAAGCAAAUACCCAUUCUAGUGGAGGGUUACUCGUCGUUCCCAUGGAAAAUGUAUGAAUCUAUGAGCUCUAGGAUACAAGAGAAAGUGUGCCCUUGGUUAGCCAUCUGAUGAGCGGCUUUAUUGGGAACCGUUGCAUAUUGCAUCCGUUUUUGCAGGGUUGUUCCUGCAACCACGAGCUUAUAUUCUGUGAUUUGUAUGUAACAAAAAAUCCCAUUUUAGGAGUUCCCUUUGUGUUGUAAUCAGGUCAUAUCUUUUUGGUAAUCUGUAAAUAUGGGUUUUUUUUGUAGUUAGAUUAUAUUAUAUCCCACCUGUAAUAUUUCGAUCCAUGUAAGUAUGUAACACCAUCUGUGCCUGAGGGUUGUUGAUGUCUGUAGAUUUUUUCUCUUUACCCUUUCAAAUUCACCUCUGUCCUUGAAAUUAUAAAAAUUACACAACUCCCCUAAGCUUUUCUUCUUCCUCAAGUUCCCCUCGCGGAACAUCUCAUCUUGUUCUCAUCUCAGAUCAGCUCCCAGUCUUCACAAAUAUUUUUCUCCGGGCUUGGUUGAAUCGGAAUUGCAAUGACAAAGGAGACUAUGGAUGUCCCAGAAAAGGGUGGAUUUAGCUUUGAUUUGUGCAGAAGAAACGAGAUGCUGGUGAAGAAAGGGGCUCACGCCCCGUCUUUCCUCAAGACUGGAACUACCAUCGUGGGCUUGGUUUUCCCGGAUGGUGUCAUUCUCGGAGCGGACACACGAGCUACUGAAGGACCCAUAGUCGCUGAUAAAAAUUGUGAGAAAAUUCACUUUAUGGCUCCAAACAUUUAUUGUUGUGGAGCAGGGACUGCUGCUGAUACCGAGGCUGUGACCGACAUGGUCAGCUCCCAACUGAAGCUUCACAGAUACCACACUGGUCGUGAAUCCAGGGUGGUCACAGCACUUACACUUUUGAAGUCUCAUCUUUUCAAUUACCAAGGACAUGUUUCAGCUGCAUUGGUUCUUGGUGGAGUUGAUGUUACUGGCCCACACUUGCAUACUAUUUAUCCGCAUGGCUCAACCGACACACUCCCUUUUGCUACAAUGGGCUCUGGUUCCCUUGCAGCAAUGUCUGUAUUUGAGUCAAGAUACCGGGAGAAUCUAAGCAGGGAUGAAGGAAUCCAACUGGUGACAGAUGCCAUAGAGGCAGGUAUUUUCAAUGAUCUGGGUAGUGGGAGCAAUGUCGAUGUUUGUGUCAUAACCAAGGGGCACGCCGAAUACAUUAGAAACCAUAGGACCCCGAAUCCCAGAACGUACCCCCAGAAGGGUUACACCUUCCCUAAAAAGACUGAGGUUCUUUUCACGAAAGUCACACCCUUGAUUGACGUGGUGGAUGUAGUCGUUGAAGGCGGAGAUGCUAUGGAAGAAUGAAGUGUUUCUUGUAAACCUCUUAUACUAUGUUUUUAAGACAUUUUCCUGCAGAUCUUUCAUAAAAAUGUGUAUGAACUUUAUUCAAUGUUGCUUUCGGGGGCAACUCUUGUAUGUGCAAAUUUAUAAUUUGAGAUUGUCUUUGAAUGAUUUGGUGUCUUUGUUGCUCUAUGGGUCUCAUGAAGAAUUUGCUAGUGUUGGUACUUGGUAGUGAUAUAUUCUUGUUUUUCGUUUGAAAAUUAACUUCCAACUUUUUCUAACUUACGAGUAAAAAAAUAAACAUGUGGACAAUUU
This is a messenger RNA of Cuscuta campestris, 2250 nucleotides long. The record is from the annotation of a GenBank genome assembly. NCBI's taxonomy places the organism in Eukaryota, Viridiplantae, Streptophyta, Magnoliopsida, Solanales, Convolvulaceae.